Molecule: messenger RNA, 1681 nt
Organism: Schizosaccharomyces cryophilus OY26
Lineage: Eukaryota; Fungi; Ascomycota; Schizosaccharomycetes; Schizosaccharomycetales; Schizosaccharomycetaceae
Product: DNA replication protein Cdc24
Exons: 6
Coding region: 74-1561 (495 amino acids)
Source: RefSeq, a predicted model, not a curated record
GUACCAGUAUAUGUCUGAACCUCAAAUUUCCUUUUAGUAGUUGGAUCUUCAUGCUAUAAACCCAAAAAAGCGAAUGGAUUUUGAAAAUUUAACAAAAGAAAUAAAACAGAAGCUUGAAAAUUGCCUUAUAAAAAGCGGAAAUGAUGCAUGCAUACAAGAGAAUUGGAUUAUAAGUAAUGUAAUUAAGCUAUUUGAAGAAUACCCUUCAGGUAUCACAUGGGCAAUCUUAUUGAAUGAACUUGAAUUAGCAUACACUGAGCGGUUCUAUCAUGAAGAUCGAUUUUCAACUCUAGAGUCAGUGAAAGAUUCUGAAUCUGACGUCCAAUUCGAGAAUAGCUUCGAACUGGAGUGUGUGGAUUACGAUUAUCAUCCUCUUCCUACUUUACAUCUAAAAGACAGACGGCAAAACACUUGCGACUUGAUGUUACAUUCGUCUUACUUCUUGUUAUUUCAUAGUCCAUUCGAUAUACUGAAAAAUUCUUCUGUUCGAUUUUCCAAGACAAACUUAUACCCGAAAUGGUUUUUGAAGAAAAAGCUGCAGUUCUUACCUACGACUCAUUUUCUACCCACCCUUGGUGAUGAUAAAUUCUUCUCAUUUAUGGAAAAAGUAUUAGAAACUAAGGAACAUGAGGUAUUCUGGAUUGUGAGCAAAAGUCCAGUUGAGCGAGUGCCACAAAAUGGAGAAGAAACAAGUUCUGUCUUAGUUCGACCAGUUGAUAAGGUUCUCGAUCAAAACGAAGAAUUAGUUUACGAUUCUUCGAGCCUUCUUACCUUUCAGUUUACUGGAAGUUUUGCCGAUUAUCCUGACAUGUUGGACUGUGGGCAGUAUCUCAUCCUGCCGUAUUGGAAUACAUUUUGGGAAAAGGAACUUCAGUGGCAGGAAGGAAUGAUUGGAAUUAUGUCGUCCAUAGAGAAACCCGAGCAAGGGGGUUAUAAUGAGCAAGUUUGGGCAACUGGCCGAGUUAGGUCAGUUUUACCUACCUACGUAAGUCUUGACUGUCCAAAUGGAUUAAAGGAAAUUAUAUUAUCUCCUGACAAAUCCAAUCUAGCUCGAAAAACCAUACCUGGGGAACAAAUAGUUGUAACUUCGUUGAAACAGGAUUCCGAUUGCCGGGAACAGUACUUGGUUUCUUCAGAUACAGACCUCAUAUCGAUUUCGCAGCUUAAUUGUCCCUUGAAUUCGAACUUUCUGCGGAAUGAUUUAAUAAGUUUUAAAAACUUACGUGCGCAUACUCAGGGUCAUAUCAAAGUCUUACCUUUGCAGCUUUAUGUCUUUUUAAACCAUUCUUCUUCCAUGGAAUCAGAAAGUAAUGUUUGCAGUCUUUCUUUUCGGAUUAUUGUAAUGGACCAGUUUCAUGACAAAAUUUCGGCCUCUUUACAUCCAAGAGGUACGGAGCAUCAGCAAGUGGAGAUUCCUGAUGCUUUAACUCUGAAUGAACAGAAUAAUGAUCGCCAUUUUCAAACAAUUAAUCUUACGGAUAUGUAUCCUGAUUACAUUUGGUGUGAUAUAUACAUGAAUCAUGAAAAUGUGAUUAGCAUACAGAAGCUGUCAUCAGUUUAAUGACUUUACGAUUGUUUGUUUCACAAUUUUAAUCAUUGAAGAAUAACAGGAGGACGGCAGAAAUAGAUAUUCAUUAAUGAAAGACUAUAAUAAUAAUAAUAAAACAAAAGUGUAAACGAG